This is a messenger RNA of Fusarium sp. VM40, 1143 nucleotides long. NCBI's taxonomy places the organism in Eukaryota, Fungi, Ascomycota, Sordariomycetes, Hypocreales, Nectriaceae. The record is from the annotation of a GenBank genome assembly.
AUGUACCGCCUUCAGCGACGCAUGAUGACUUGGGAGUUCAAGUUCAUCAACCUCGACAAGGGCGAGCAUACCCAGGAGGGAGAUCCCCAGCACAUGAAGAACGUUUUCGUCACCGCUGACAACCUUGUCUCUCUUCUUCGCAAGCCUGAGUGGGUUGAGUUCAAGAUCAACCCUGCCAACAUGCAUUUUUCCAAGGAAAAGACCCGUGACAACUGCAAGCUCAUGUGUCUCCCUCAGGAGAUGAUUGACCAGAUCUGCAAGAACCUCGUCGACGAGGGCAACGGCGCUGCUGUCAUCUGCCUUGCACUCAGUAACUCUUACUUCUUUCGUCUCCUUGGUGGGGACCUACAGAAGAUGCUCGCUGGCAAUGCCGGUAAGUGGGCUGGUGAUCGCGUCGUCUUCGCCAGCGAUCUCGCUCGUGGCAUCGCCGAGAACAUCGGUACUGCCGAGGAGGAGGCUGAAUGGUGGGCCAACCGCUACACCUCUCUUGCUGAGCUCAAGACCACCGAGAUCAAGCCUACUAUCGACAAGAAAGUCCGUCUUCCCACGACUGCUCCUGAGAUCUUCGCUAUUCCUGGCGAGUUCAUCAUCGAUGCCAAGGCCAUCAUGAACAUGAAGCGUGAUCACAAGAGCAUCGCUCUUCUCGACAGUGUUCUUCUCAUGCUCCAGCAGCCUCUCGACGUGCCUUACCAGCAGAAGCCUCCCAUUCUUCGUAACCUUGACACCAAGCAGUUUGUCCGUGCUGAUGGCUGCGUUGGCCUUAAUUUCCGUGAGGCCAGUCUUGGAGAAGCCCUCAUGGCCUUCACCUGCUUCGUCGGCGACCACUCCUGGAAGCCCAACAGCCUCCGCUGGAUCGGAGAUCGCUUCGACAUUUCCCCUGCCAAGUCCAUCGAGGGCGAGGAAGGAUGGGUUGACGUCACUCGCCAGGCUACUGAUGGUAUCAAGUACAACGACAUCUCCCUUGCCGUCUGGCGUCAGUCGCUUGAUCGAUUCCUCCUCGUCGCUCGUCCCACUGCCUUCGCUGCUCGCAUGAAGGCCCUGGAUGACGAACGUGCUGCCGAAGAGGCUGCUCGCCGCGCCGCUGCCGGAGAGGUCAUUGAUGACAGCAGCAGUGGUUCCGUCCUCCUGAUCCAGCAGAACUAA